UGCCGUCUUGUCUUGGGUCGCUGUAAGUCUCCCAAAGCUGUUAGUCAGAUUACUCGGGAAGGAAUUGAAGACUUCGCUUUAAAAAAAAAGAAAUAAUAGUUUGUUUUUAAUUUAACGCUCCUCCGCUCGACUAUGUCCCUUCACACCCGUGCUGCGUUUGAGGACCUGAGACCACUGUCCGCCAUCGGCAAAGCAGUCGGCACCAGACGCUGCACAGGCUCUUUGCUGCAAUGCUAGUUUAUUUUAAGAGCGAACUACUCUGCUUCUCACAAUAAGCCUCGCUAAGCUGCUGAGGAAGUCGCUUAUAGAACUACUGAUUGCCGAGCGUGAGUGUUUUAGAUGCGACUGGACCAUGGAGACACACACCGAUGUGCUUCUUGUCACCGCCAACGUCGGCUCUCUCUUCGACAACGUGGGCGAAAUUCAAAAUGAAUGGCUUCAGGAGCUAUACAAGACCAUCCACAGCUACCAGCCACAGUUCAUCGCCCUGCACUUUCAGGAGGUGGGAGGGAAAGACUACGUUGUCAACAUGGGGCAUGCAGAAAAAUUCUUUUGGAGUAUUGAGUCCAGUCAAGAACUGAAAGACUAUGAUAGGCGCUGUAUCUACGUGGACAACCAGUUCCAAGCAGAAGAGAGCUUCACGGCACUGGGCAGCAUGUACUUCAUCCACAAGACAUUGAAGAACAUCUGCCAGUAUGACUUCAGCGUUAAGGAUUUUAAAGCAGUGUCGGGACUGAACAAGCACGUGGGCUCUCUGGACGGGGUCACCAGCGUGGAAAAAGAAAAAUUUCCAAAGAAUUUCUGGGCUGAUUUCAAGUGGUCCAGGAAGGGCUUCAUGAGGACCCGCUGGAUCAUCCACAAGCGAGGGUUGGACCUGGUCAACGUCCACCUGUUUCACGAUGCCUCCAACCUCAUUGCCUGCAACUCCAGUCCUUCAAUUUACUCCGCAAACCGCAAAAAUGCACUGCGAUAUGUCAUCAACAGGAUAUCCGACAACUGCCACACUCCGAUGCCUUUCUUCCUGUUUGGAGAUUUUAACUUCCGUUUGGACACGCAGAGUCUGGUCCAGUAUCUGUCUACCUCAGCAGAUGUCCAGACGGUGAAGAAGGACAGCACGAAUGAAGUGCAAAAAAUCAUAUGCGAGGAGAAAGCUGACCGCCAGGUGCUUCUGCUAAUCGAGGAUAAGCUCUUCACCUACCUGCACCAGGCCUUGUUCCGAGAAGACAAUGGCAAAGCGCUGCUGAAAUAUGACAAAGAAGUCACCGCCUUUCACGAUGUUGUUAGAGAAGAGGGAAUCCAGUUUCCACCCAGCUACCCCUAUAGUGAAGAGUACACUAAGCCAACCCAGUACAUGAACACUCGCUGUCCUGCAUGGUGUGAUCGCAUCCUGAUGUCGCACACUGCAGAACAAUUCAUCCAUUGUGGCGCUGACGGUGAGAGGCGUGUUACAUACGACACACUGGGUCCUAAUGUCUGCAUGGGAGACCAUAAGCCUGUUUUCUUGUUCUUUGCACUGAAGACAAACGAACAUUGACUGGGCGUCUUCUCCACGGUGAACCAGUACGUGCAACCACAACGGCCUCGGAAAACUGGCGCAGCAUCAAAGGGAAAACAAAACAAACUGUCUGAAAAAAUCUCAAGUGACUUGAAAGUUCUGAUGUCCUCUGAAUGGAAGUUACAAACCUUCUCUGUCAUUUCCUACAAACUAAUCUUUCACUUUUUAAUAGAAACUUUUUUAUUUGAUUUUUAUGUAUCAUCAAGGGAUGUUUGUUCCCUAUAGACACCAAUGAAUCCACUUUCAGCUGUAAAUGUUUGUUAUUAUAGCCUGGCGACUUUCUUUCUGUGUCUUGCCAACUUAUUUAACACGUGUUUUACUAACUUGUUUCUGUGGGUGUGAUUUUGUUGACAUUUUGUACCAUUUGUAGUCAUUUAAAAUAACUUUUACGAGAUUCUUUCCACACAACAUUAAUUUGACAAUAGGUUUUCUACAAAAGAUGGGGAGCACAGAUGAAUUGAUUUACCUCAUCAUCCGGACUAUAAGUCGCUACGGAGUAUAAGUCGCACCUGCCGAAAAUGCAUAAUAAAGAAGAAAAAAACAUAUAUAAGUCGCUCUGUAGUAUAAGUCGCAUUUUUGGGGGAAAUUUAUCUGAUAAAACCCAACACCAAGAAUAGACAUUUAAAAGGCAAUUUAAAAUAAAUAAAGAAUAGUGAACAACAGGCUGAAUAAGUGUACGUUUUAUGACGCAUAAAUAACCAACUGAGAAGGUGCCUGGUAUGUUAACAUAACAUAUUAUGGUAAGAGUCAUUCAAUAACAAUAACAUAUAGAACAUGCUAUACGUUUACCAAACAAUCUGUCACUCCUAAUCGCUAAAUCCCAUGAAAUCUUAUACGUCUAGUCUCUUGCGUGAAUGAGCUAAACAAUAUUAUUUGAUAUUUUAUGGUAAUAUGUCAAUAAUUUCACACAUAAGUCGCUCCUGAGUAUAAGUCGCACCUCCGGCCAAACUAUGCGGUAUACACUCCAAUUUAUUCAACCCUCAUUUUAAAUGAUUAAAUCAUUUAAUAAUAUUGAAUAUAUAAUUACAGUAAACAAGUGUUUACUGUAUUCUUUAGUGAUCUGCCUUGAAUGAUGUUUAAAGUUGAUUUUCUCAACUUAAGAUGAACGAAUUGGUCCCACAAAAAAAAUCAGAAAACUACAUUUGUUAGUCAGUAAUAGGAAGGUAUUUUUUUUCUUGCAUAUAUUUACAUUUUUGCAGCAAUUUUUUUCUUUAAAUGCUUUGGUAUUUUGCCACAAAAAGGCAAAGACACCUUAGGUUUGUAGUCGUUGCAAAUAAAUAUGACUUACAAAACAUUUGAGUGGAAUUGCAGGUCUUUAAAUGCAGCCUAUGAAGGCUGCAACAGCUGAAUUGGAACCUAGAUUCAGUCACACUUCUGUCCUUACUUCAUUCCUUACAUCAUUGCCAAACUAAUCCCUUACUGCACUCUACUUGUGUACUGUACAGUCUGUCAUACAGUCGUCAUUAAUUUUAUUAGUUUUUUUUCUUCCUAAUUGUCGAAUAUUGUAUAUUUGAUCUCUUUGCAUGUGUUUCUGUUCUGGCUUUAAUGAUUUAAAAAAGGGCUGGGUGUUCAAUGACACUGUGCUGCUGUAACAUGUUUAUUCACACCACAAUGUUUUUUGUGCAUAAGUUUUGAUAUAUGGAUUGAAUUUUCUGUACAUGCAUGUGACUUAAUGCAAUUUAAACACAAAAAAAAUGCAGCUGGAAAGCAAUAAACAACACUGAGUGUGCAUGAGAGGA
Molecule: messenger RNA, 3294 nt
Organism: Nerophis ophidion (straightnose pipefish)
Lineage: Eukaryota; Metazoa; Chordata; Actinopteri; Syngnathiformes; Syngnathidae
Gene: inpp5l
Product: inositol polyphosphate-5-phosphatase L
Exons: 16
Coding region: 353-1534 (393 amino acids)
Biological process (GO): phosphatidylinositol dephosphorylation
Molecular function (GO): inositol-polyphosphate 5-phosphatase activity
Source: RefSeq, a predicted model, not a curated record